UGUUGUGUAACCUGGAGCUUGCCAGCUUCGCUGAUGCCCCGGGCCCAGACAAUUCACUAUGAGUCAGGCGGAGACAGCUUGCCUCGUUUCCCAUUCGUGACGUCAUUCUAGCUCGUGAGACCGGCCUCGCGUCAACUGCUGCAGGUGCCCCGUCAGGUUGUUUACUUACCACCCAGUUGUCUUUUCUACAUCUUCUGUAAUCAUGAGGGAAAUUGUCCACCUUCAAACUGGUCAGUGUGGAAACCAGAUCGGAGCUAAGUUCUGGGAGGUGAUCUCUGACGAACACGGCAUCGACCCCACCGGCACCUACCACGGAGACUCCGACCUCCAGUUGGAGAGAAUCAAUGUCUACUACAACGAAGCCACGGGUGGAAAGUAUGUUCCCCGUGCCGUCCUGGUCGAUCUGGAGCCCGGAACAAUGGACUCCGUCCGAUCUGGACCUUUUGGUCAGAUCUUCCGCCCAGACAACUUCGUCUUCGGCCAGAGCGGCGCCGGCAACAACUGGGCCAAGGGUCACUACACAGAGGGCGCCGAGCUGGUCGACUCCGUUCUCGAUGUUGUCCGGAAAGAAGCCGAGAGCUGUGACUGUCUUCAGGGCUUCCAACUGACCCACUCUCUGGGUGGCGGCACCGGGUCUGGCAUGGGCACCCUCCUCAUCAGCAAGAUCAGGGAGGAGUAUCCCGACAGGAUCAUGAACACCUUCUCCGUUGUACCAUCCCCCAAGGUGUCUGACACUGUGGUGGAGCCCUACAACGCCACCCUCUCCAUCCAUCAGCUGGUGGAGAACACGGACGAGACCUUCUGUAUAGACAACGAGGCUCUUUACGACAUCUGCUUCAGAACCCUGAAGCUGACCACACCUACCUACGGUGACCUUAACCAUCUGGUGUCAUCCGCCAUGUCCGGUGUGACCACCUGCCUGAGGUUCCCUGGUCAGUUGAACGCUGAUCUCCGUAAACUGGCGGUCAACAUGGUGCCCUUCCCCCGUCUCCACUUCUUCAUGCCCGGCUUCGCCCCUCUCACCUCCAGAGGAAGCCAGCAGUACCGUGCACUCACCGUGCCCGAACUCACCCAGCAGAUGUUCGAUUCCAAGAACAUGAUGGCUGCCUGUGAUCCCCGUCACGGUCGCUACCUGACAGUUGCCGCUAUUUUUAGAGGCCGCAUGUCCAUGAAGGAGGUCGAUGAACAGAUGCUCAACGUUCAGAACAAGAACAGCAGUUACUUCGUUGAAUGGAUCCCCAGCAACGUCAAGACCGCCGUCUGUGACAUCCCACCACGUGGUCUCAAGAUGUCUGCCACCUUCAUCGGCAACAGCACUGCCAUCCAGGAGCUCUUCAAGCGCAUAUCCGAGCAGUUCACUGCUAUGUUCCGUCGUAAGGCUUUCCUCCAUUGGUACACUGGCGAGGGCAUGGACGAGAUGGAGUUCACUGAGGCCGAGUCCAACAUGAACGACUUGGUGUCUGAGUACCAGCAGUACCAGGACGCCACCGCCGAGGAAGAGGGCGAGUUCGAUGAGGAAGAGGAAGAGGAACAGGAACAGGCUUAAAUGGAUGGUGAUAUCACAGACAAAUAAUUCCAUCUGGUAGUUUUCUGCAUAUUUUCAACAGUACUUCAGAACAGGAAUCUUUUAUCGUAGGCAUUUUGGAACAGUGUUUAACAACACAGCUUGACCAUUGUCAUCAUGGACACCAUGAACAUAACCCGGUGUAACAG
This is a messenger RNA of Haliotis rubra (blacklip abalone), 1713 nucleotides long. RefSeq names its product tubulin beta-4B chain-like. Lineage: Eukaryota; Metazoa; Mollusca; Gastropoda; Lepetellida; Haliotidae. Gene Ontology annotation, molecular function: GTPase activity; structural constituent of cytoskeleton; GTP binding. Bases 203 to 1546 code for a protein of 447 amino acids. Gene Ontology annotation, biological process: microtubule cytoskeleton organization; mitotic cell cycle. The transcript is spliced from 4 exons. The record is from RefSeq and is a predicted model, not a curated record. Gene Ontology annotation, cellular component: cytoplasm; microtubule.